AUGUCUUCUAACUUCGAGACUCUGAGAAAGAAGCGCUACAUCAUAAAUAGUCUCAAUAAUUCCACGUCGAUUCUCGACUACCGUUUCAACGAAAUGGACUUCGUUCUGCCUACUUGGGUCCACGUCCCUGCCGAGGUACGCAAUGGCCUCGCCGACAUCCGCAAGAAAGUCAUGGUCACUGUCACCCUCAUGAAGCAACUGAUGCUCAUCCGCAACAACCGCUUCUUCGAGAUCUGCCCCACCAGGUCUGGUGCCCUGCACCAGGUGCACGUCCUCUCCGUCAAGCGCCUUCUCGAGUGGAAGGAGCGCUGGGACCAGAUCGACCCAACCCUCUCUGUCUCGGUUAAGAUUCCUUGUGAGACCCUGCGAUUCUGCGUCGACGAGUUUGCCUAUGCUCGUUUCACCACCGAUUACACCGAGAAGAUCCAUACUUUGAUGUCUGGUGCUUUCCAGCAGUGGCGCGCAGCUUGUCAUGCUGUCAGUCACCUCUCCUGCCGCCUGAUGGUUGGCAAAGAGCAGGAUUACCUCGACUGGCGCAAGUGGUUUGAUGGCGAGUUCACUGCCCACAUGCGGGAAUGGGAGAACUGCCUGAAGGGCCUGGUUCUGCCCACCUGGGAGGAAGUUAUUGAUGAUCUCUUCUUGAUGAUUCAUGAUCGUGUGGAGGAUGCCGAAGAGCUUGCCGAAACUUUCUACAUCCGUGGUGCUGACUCCCCAUGUCUAUGA
Penicillium antarcticum is the source of this 723-nucleotide messenger RNA. RefSeq lists its product as uncharacterized. Lineage: Eukaryota; Fungi; Ascomycota; Eurotiomycetes; Eurotiales; Aspergillaceae. Bases 1 to 723 code for a protein of 240 amino acids. The transcript has a single exon. The record is from RefSeq and is a predicted model, not a curated record.